Lucilia cuprina (Australian sheep blowfly) is the source of this 1209-nucleotide messenger RNA. RefSeq lists its product as uncharacterized. NCBI's taxonomy places the organism in Eukaryota, Metazoa, Arthropoda, Insecta, Diptera, Calliphoridae. The coding region runs from base 1 to 1209 and encodes 402 amino acids. The transcript has a single exon. The record is from RefSeq and is a predicted model, not a curated record.
AUGGAUCAAUUAUUGUGGCAGCUGCAUUAUAAAGAUAUACUAUUGAUAUAUCAGGGAGUAGAUAAUGCAAUUUAUAAUAUAUUUCAAAAUUUUUGGAACUAUGGUUUUAUUUCGGUGUUAUUGUAUCAUAAUAAUCAGCUCUAUAGCUAUCAUCCUUAUACCCGCAUUAAGGUGGUAACACUAAACGAUUUACAAGAAUUUUACGAUAAAACACAUUUGCAAAAUUUCUUGUGUUAUGAAAUAGUGGUACCUGUAGUAGAAUUUCCUCCCGUCUGCUUUAGUUAUACCAACAUUCAGGGAGAAUUAAAGCGUGUGGGCUAUUUUUACAAAUGGAUAGAAAUAUUUCUCAGACAUCAUAAUGCCUCCAUUAAACAUUAUUUAUUAAACAUAUGGCAACCUAAUAUCAGUUUUGCUAAUGUUAGGAAUUUUCUAUAUGAUAUUAAUUUUAGCGAGGCUUUUUUGAAUACCAUUAGAAUUAUUAUCUUUCUCUCGGUAACUUUAAGGCGGGGUCAUAACCUAUUUAACUUCUAUUUAUAUUUGCUAUUUCUCGUCUUUGGUCUGUUCUUUAGUAAUCUCUUCGACAGCAGUCUCUUCAGUUUAAUUACCUCUAAAGUUUAUGAACCGGAAUUAAAUACACUUGAGGAUCUGCGACGCAAUAGAUUAUUGAUUUGGAAACAUUCAGCCGAUACUGAAGAUUUCCUAAAUAUGAGAAUACCCGAAUUCAUAAAGUAUCGUUUACACAUUGGCAAUAACACCGUGUUAAGGAUUAAACGUGAAGAACUUGAUCCCUCCUACAUUUAUACGGGUCAAGAGUAUUUAGUCGAUUAUAUCUUAUCGCAACAGCGUUUUAUGAAGAAACCCAAAAUGAAGAGAUUAGAUCAGCCUAUAAAAUACAAACCCCUCUUUGUCACCGUCUCCCAUCGAUCACCGAUAAUCGAUCAAUUUAAUCGUUAUUUGUUUUAUAUAAGAGAGAAUGGCAUUAUGACGAAAAUUUUCCAUGAUACUGAGUGGCAUGGCAUUUUUAGUGGCAGUUUGAGAAUACGUUUUGAUGAUGAAGUUUUGCGGGCUAUGACAAUUGAAUAUUUUGAAUAUGCAUUUCUAAUAUGGAUUUGUGGUUUGGUGUGUGCUUUUAUGUGGUUUUUAAUUGAGUAUUUUCAUAGUAAUAUUUUGAGCUUAACGCAAAAAAUUGUUAAUAAAUAUGUAAAUUGA